AUGCCGUCAACAACAAAGACACCGCCUCCAGAGCUUGAGGUGCUCACCUUCCUCUCGGAUCCAAACGCUCAGGUGCGUCAAGUUGCGCUCAGCAACAUUGUCGGCUUUAGCGCAAAGGACAGCCCACAUCGUUCGCUGCUUAUUUCCAAGCACAAGAACCGAGAUGGCUCCCCGUUGCUCGGUCGUGAUGGCAAAGAGGUGGACACUGUCGAAGAUCUCAAACGACUCUGCCAAGACCAGCCUAUCACUGCGCAUGACGCCUUUAGCGCACUGAUCAACAUCUCGGAUAGCUUGGUCCUGGCUCGCAAGAUUGGUGACAAGGGUUUCCUCGAGUUUCUGGUCCGAUACAUUGCCGACCCAGUUUCUCUGCUCGCCGACCUUGCCUGCAUGCUCCUCUCCAAUCUCACCAAGCUCGAGUCCAUCUGCGCCAUUCUACUCGAUCUCCAAGUGCAGGCUCGUCCGUUCUACAGCUUCAUGGCAUCCGAAGAGAUGGAAGGUGCCCUCAACGGCAUGGACGUUGAGCCCAGCGACCCCGACUAUGCAGCCAAAAAGGCCAAAGCCGAGGAGUAUGCAAACAAAGUAGCAGAGCAGGCAAAAAAGAUGAACGAGAAAGUGCCUGCUAUGGCUAGGCUGCUUGACGCUUUCGAAGAGGGCGCAACCGUAGCAUCACAGGGAAGCGACCUCGAGGCCAUGAAGCAACGAGCAAGGGAUGCUGCCACCAAAGCUGAGUCGGACAAAGACACAGAGCCCGAAAAGGUGGAAAGAGGACCAGACGGGAGACCAAGAAUCAAACGCAAGACCAACUGCAACUUCUUGGCGAGCGUGUUUGCCAACGUCACCGUGUUGCCAAGAGGAAGAGACUGGUUUGUGACACCAUUGUCUGCAUCUUCGGCAGCGACUUCAGCAACAGCUCAGGCAGCGCUGGCUCGAGGUGUUGACGGGCACGGAACUACACCUGCUGCCACAGAGUACCCUGUUGCCCGCAUCAUGGCAUUCACCGAGCAUCCCAACCUGAUCCGCAGGGGAGGUGUCAUCAGCACACUAAAGAACGUUCUCUUUGUCAAGUCGGCACACAAGCUUCUUGUCGCACCACCACCCGCGCGCGAUGGCGAAGACGAGAUGCUCGCCGGCGCUCUUCGUGCUACUACCCGUCCGCCCUCCUCUGUGGAUAUCCUGCCGUACCUCUUGCUUCCGCUCUGCGAUGGAAAAGAGCUUUCGGAAGUUGACCUCGAAGAUCAGGAGGAGCUGCCGGAAGAAUGUCAAAUGCUACCAGAGGACAAGAAGCGCGAGAAGGACCCGGCACUUCGCCUCAUGCUUGUCGAGUCGCUCCUUCUUCUCUGCACCAACAUCUAUGGGCGACAGUGUUUGCGCGCAAGAGGUGCCUAUGUUGUUGUUAGGUCAGCACAUCUUGUCGAGGCGGAUGAAAAGAUAGCUGAGGCAGUGCUAAGGUUGGUCAACAUCCUCAAGAGAGAUGAGUCGGCCGCUACAGCCAAGGAUCUGGAAGAUGACGCCGAGGCAAUGCACGAGGAUGUCGGUGCUGAGGACCAGGAGGACGUCGAGAGCGAUGACGAAGACCUGCAAAUCGAAGAGCUCUGA
Messenger RNA from Mycosarcoma maydis (corn smut), 1596 nucleotides. RefSeq lists its product as uncharacterized. Lineage: Eukaryota; Fungi; Basidiomycota; Ustilaginomycetes; Ustilaginales. The record is from RefSeq and is a predicted model, not a curated record. The coding region runs from base 1 to 1596 and encodes 531 amino acids. The transcript has a single exon.